Molecule: messenger RNA, 2930 nt
Organism: Loa loa (African eye worm)
Lineage: Eukaryota; Metazoa; Nematoda; Chromadorea; Rhabditida; Onchocercidae
Product: pyruvate kinase
Exons: 14
Coding region: 130-1839 (569 amino acids)
Biological process (GO): glycolytic process
Cellular component (GO): cytoplasm
Molecular function (GO): potassium ion binding; magnesium ion binding; pyruvate kinase activity
Source: RefSeq, a predicted model, not a curated record
AGCUAAUCUUCCAGUUUUACUUUUCUUCCUCUUUUAUGGUAAUAUAUUUUUUAUUUAUCGUUGUUUUCUUCUUUUAGUUUUAUGGCAAAAUGACGCAACGUUUGAAAAAGGCGGUUGUUCAGGCCACUCAUGCUUUCCAACCCUUUCGAACAGCGUCAUCAGAAAAUGAAGCAAGAAGACGACAAAGUCCAGAACACUGAUUUUAAACAGCCGACAAAGUUGAAGGUCACUGAAAAUGACCGACUGUGGCGUCCGAUGACCAUCGAAGAAGAAAAAAGCGGAGAAUAUUUCCGACAAGAGCAGAAAUUGGUAUCAGUAGCAGAAGGUACAAAUUUGGAACACUUGUGUAAAUUAAAUAUUCGCGAACAGCCAUGUGUAGUCCGAAAAACUGGAAUAAUUUGUACUAUUGGACCAGCAUGUCGAAGCGUGGAGAAAUUGCAAGAAAUGAUUAUCAACGGAAUGAAUAUUGCCCGUUUGAAUUUCAGCCAUGGAUCAUAUGAAUACCAUGCGGAAACAAUAGCGAAUGUCCGGUCAGCAGCAAACAACUUCAGCGAGCGACGAUUAGUCGCAAUCGCCCUUGAUACAAAGGGGCCAGAAAUACGUACCGGUCUUCUGGAGGGAGGUGCCAGUGCAGAGGUGGAACUGGUAAAAGGAAAUCAUAUCCGACUAACCACUGAUCCAUCCAUGGAAAAUUCAGGCACAGCACAAAACGUUUUCGUUGAUUACAAGAACAUCACUAAAGUUCUUAGUGUUGGCUCUCGAGUCUUUGUUGAUGACGGUCUUAUUUCAUUAAUCGUCAAUUCAGUCGAAAAUGAAAGUAUACUAUGCACCGUUGAAAAUGGCGGUAUGUUGGGGAGCAGGAAGGGUGUCAAUUUGCCCGGUACACCGGUUGAUUUGCCAGCUGUGUCUGAGAAAGAUAUCAAGGAUUUACAAUUUGGUGUGGAGCAGAAAAUAGAUAUCGUUUUUGCAUCAUUCAUACGCAACGGUAGCGGUAUCAGCAUGAUAAGAAAAGUGCUUGGUGAAAAAGGAAAAUACAUCAAAAUCAUAGCAAAAAUCGAAAAUCACGAAGGUGUUGAUAAAGCCGAUGAAAUUAUUGAGGAAGCAGACGGCGUUAUGGUUGCUCGUGGAGAUUUGGGUAUUGAAAUUCCAGCAGAAAAGGUAUUUUUGGCUCAGAAAAUGUUGAUUGCCAAGUGUAAUAGAGCAGGGAAGCCGGUUAUCUGUGCAACUCAAAUGCUUGAAUCGAUGAUAAAGAAGCCAAGACCAACUCGUGCUGAAGGUAGUGACGUUGCGAAUGCAGUUCUGGAUGGAGCUGACUGCGUGAUGCUUAGCGGUGAAACUGCUAAGGGUGAAUAUCCAUUAGAAGCCCUCAAAAUUAUGCAUCAGAUCUGCAAAGAAGCAGAAGCAGCGGUGUAUCAUACGAGGUUUUUCGAGGAACUUCUUCAUGCAACCCAGAAACCAACGGAUAUCGCACACACUGUUGCCAUUGCAGCAACUUCGGCUGCGGCAUCUUGCCAUGCCAGUGCAAUGAUUGUAGUCACCACUACCGGACGAUCUGCCGGCUUGAUAUCUCGUUAUCGACCAAUGAUGCCUAUCUUUGCAAUAUGUCGGGAUGAACAUGUCGCACGGCAGCUUCAUCUUUGGCGCGGUAUAUUCCCUCUUCAAUAUGGAGCAAAUCGAGAAAGUGAUUGGUCGAGCGAUGUUGAUGCCCGAAUUAAUUAUGGUAUUUUGGUUGGUAAGGACCGCGGUUUUAUCAAGAAGAACGACCUGGUGGUUGUCAUUACUGGCUGGAGACAAGGAGCCGGACACACGAACACGUUACGUAUUAUCAAGGUACCCUAAAUAUGCUGAUACAAUCGCAGUUCAUUUCCAUUUAGCUUGCCUAUUCCUUAAAGUCCAGUUUAUUGGCGACUAUCGAUCAGUAUCAUCUAUCAACAAUACUAUCCCGACCCUCUCCUUUAUAAGAUAUAUUAAUUUUAAAACUGCACUACAUAAAACUUUGUAAGCAGAUUAUGGAUUACCAACUUAAUGAAUUUGCUCUAUAGCGUUAUUUAUCAAGCUUUUUUUUUUUGAGCAUAACAAAAAUGUUCCUGCUUGUAGCCCAUACUACUUAUGUUCUAAUUCAAUAAUUUUUAGUUAGAUUUUAAUUCGGUAAAUUCUCGUGUUUAUGUCUGUGUAGUGUUUUUGUUUUUCUGUAGUCUGCAAAUUUUAUAUUGGUCACUGGCUGUGCUCAUUAAGUUGUUUCAGCUUUACUUCUUUACCUGUUAGAACCGACGGCGUCAUAAAAUUGGAAAAAAAAUUGUCAUUAUCUUAUAGGACUGUUAUCUACGAAAAAAUAUUUCAUACAAGAAAUUCUCUGAUUCAUUGACAGUAAUUCAGCAAUUGAAAAAUCUGCUUCGAUCUAUACAAAUAAUUAUUUUUAUUUAGAGGAUCUGUCAGUUAGUAAUGAAAUAUUCCUGGUAAUUUUAAUUUCGUGUGAGUCUUGUUUCGCUUUCCUGAGCAUGUUUUCCACUUCGGGAAUAAUGGUAUUUAUGUUCAGCGAUGCUCACUGUUUUAAAUGUGGGUUGAUUCAAACUAACGUGAUAAUUUUGAUUUUUUAUAAUAAUUUUUACAAUGAAAUUGACAACAGUUUUGUUUUCUGAGCUUUAAAUAUUACCUUGAACAUACAUUUUGUGGUAAACGAUUUCGUAGACACUCCUCCCAUCCUUCACUCUGUUUCUUAUCCUGUUAGAAUUUGUAUUUUUAGUGAGGUUUUUUCAAUAAUUUUGAUUAUUAUUACCAUGGGAGCUUCAACUGUCAUCCUUUCAUUGUCAGUUUUUUUCUCUUUGCAUCCUUUCACUAUCGAUUAAAAUGAUGUUUUUCGGUUUAAUCUUCGGUAGAGCUUCAGUAAAGAAUUUGUUGUUAUGUCUUCAUUGUAAAUCGAUAUAAAAAAC